CAAAAACUGAGACUUCCUUUAAAGUUCAAUUUCCUAGCCUCAAAAAUAUUUUAUUUUUAAUAACAUUACGUUAGAUCCGAUAUAUAAUGAAGACUAUUAUUACUAUAUAAUUGAAAAUAUUAUUUCAAAAAAAUGGCUUCUUAUAGAAUAGUAGCGGUGUCCAGCUUAAUUUUACGGAACAACCGUUUUUGCGUCGCUCCUGCUGGGACCUGUCUCCAAUUUCAGCAUUUCAAUGACAUUACAUACAACAGAUUUCCCAUUAUUCAACGCACCAAGCAUACACAAACACUAAAAAAUGAAAAAGAGAAAUUUAGAACAUAUAUAGUUCAAAGAUACAUUGACUAUGUAAAAAAUUAUACACGAGUAUUAGAAAAAAGAUUUCCAUCUGCAAUGCGAAUGUAUAGAAUCUUCAGUAUAGGAAUUAAGGAUUUCUUAAAAGACUUGAAAACUUAUAUUAAAUUGAGAAUAAAAAUAACAAAAAAUGGUGGUUUCUCCAAUUUGUCAAGACAAGACAUCGAACUUUACCAAAAAAUGCCAUCAGAUAUGCUGAGAAUUGCACCUGUUUUAAUUUUAUCUGCAAUACCAUUUGGAAACUACUUAAUAUUUCCAUUAGCGUUUUUAAAACCAAAGAAGUUGUUAUGUUCACAUUUCUGGUCUAUACAACAAAAAGCGGAAUUCUCAAUUGAAGAUCUAACAGAUCGCCUUAGAAAUAAUAAACCUGUAUUCAGAGCCCUUCAAGCUAAAUCAGAUUACAUACCUCCUGGAGAAACAAAAGAGCAAUGGAAGAGGGUUCUAGCAAUGCUGGGAUCUGGUGUUCAUCCCAGUUCGCAAACUGUACUUGCAUGUAAAGACUUAUUUAGGAAAGAACCAUAUAGUCUAGCAAAUCUGUCUUAUUCACAUAUGGGUCAUUUACUCAGAAUGUACGGCUUAAGGAGCAGUUUAUUCCGAAGAAAGAAAUUAAAAUAUAGAGCUCGUCUAAUAUUUGAAAUGGAUAAAGCAAUAGUUAGGGAAGGUGGCGUAGAAAAUUUAGGUACAGAUUCUUUACGAAAUGCAUGUCAUAUACGAGGCUUAAACAGCAGUCAUUUAACCAACCAAGGCAUGAGAGAUUGGCUUCAACAGUGGAUAGAUGUAUCACAGAAUGUAGAUUCAAGUACAUAUUCAUUACUACUUCACUGUCCAAUAUUUUUUGCAUACAAUCACCCGCAAAAUUGGGUCCUUAUUUAUUAGCUGUUUGCAACCUUAAAAAGGUUCAACUCCACAUCCAGUCAGAAACGGAGUAGUUCCAAAAACGCAACAACUUGAGCAAAUCUGCUUAUUAAUAUUUUUCUGUGCCCUUAGUGCAACAUUUCAUGAUACAAUAAUCUGUCAAAUUUGUACUAAGUUGUCUUAAAAAACAGUAUUUUGAACUUUAUACUUCCUAAAACUACAAUUUUUUUUAAAUUGUUUAUUUUGAUCUCAAUUUGAACAAUCAGCAAAAGAAUGUGUAAUUGUCCGAUGUACCUUUGGCCAAAUUAAAUGAACUUAAAUACUGGUAUUUGGCUCAGCCCUACGAGAAAAACUAUUUCGUAAUCUCAUAGAUUACCUUAUUGGUGCUUACUCGAUAUUUAAAUAAAUAUAUAUUUAAGUCGAAUUUUCACCGAAACUCCAAAAAGUUCGGGCUUUAGAAAACGCCCCAAAAAAAUAAGAAUCUGCUUACACUUAUAAACUUAUUUGCUUACAUAUGUAACAUUGUCGAUUUGCAAGGUUCAGUCCGCAAAAACCUACGCAAACAAAAAAGUUUUAACUAAUUUUUUGUAGGAAGUUGUUAUAUCGUUCGCUUGUAUCAGGUUUUGACCUAUGUAACUAAAGCAAUAUUAUCAACCAAAUGGUAUGGAAAUUAUUGAAACAAUUUUGUGUUGUGAAUUUUGUAGCUAAGCGUUGUCAUACAAUGGCACUGACUUGACGGAGUGAAAUCUUUAAAAUAAAUAGGCUAGUUGGAAAUGGUGAGCCAAGCUGAUGGAAUAUUACAAUAUUCAUAACAAAAACUUUGUGUUUCACAAGUUGUGUUUCUUGGGAAAAAUGACUGUACAAAGUUGACAAAAAUACGCAGUGACAACCAUAACGUUACCUUAGUUUACAUAUAAGGUCAGCUGGGGGUAUGGAGUGCUGGUAACAGCAUAAAGGUCAUGUUCUAGAUAAACAAUAAUGCACAAACACAUUUAAAUGCUACUUUUUCGUAAAAAAAAUUGUUAUCAUAUUUUAUUUUAUAUAUUUAAAAUUAUAUAAUUAAAAUCAUCAUCAUCAUCAUCAUUAUCAUUUUUUAGUUUUAGUCCCUGGGAACGUCCUGGAACAUUUUCCAAUAAGUGACUUUGGUUCUCCUGCGGAUCUCUUCGUUUCUAAUUCUAUCGUUUUGGGUAACUCCUAACAUAGCCCUCUCUAUAACGUAAUAGAAAAAGAUAAAAAAAAUAUUAAUGAUAAUUUUGAUGGGUGUCCCAUAACUUCACCAAUAAGCCCUUUCCAACUAGCAUCAUCAGUUAGGUAGGUACUAGUUUAUUUAUAAAUACUUAGUUGUUAAUACUAAUACAUUGUUAUUAUGGUUUUUGAAUAUUAACAUUUUGUAUAACAACACUUAUUAUAUUGCAAAUAAAUCUAUUUCUGACAUUA
This is a messenger RNA of Pararge aegeria (speckled wood butterfly), 2643 nucleotides long. Its product is annotated as LETM1 domain-containing protein 1. Gene Ontology annotation, biological process: intracellular monoatomic cation homeostasis. The record is from RefSeq and is a predicted model, not a curated record. Lineage: Eukaryota; Metazoa; Arthropoda; Insecta; Lepidoptera; Nymphalidae. Gene Ontology annotation, cellular component: mitochondrial inner membrane. Gene Ontology annotation, molecular function: ribosome binding. Bases 133 to 1227 code for a protein of 364 amino acids. The transcript has 4 exons.